AUGGGCCUGCUACGGAGCGCGACCGCCCACGACACCACAACAUGCUACGCCCUCGCUGCCCUCGCCACCUAUCCCAUCCAGAUCGACAUCGUUCCGCAACUUGUUGAGAUCUAUAAGGAACUGGAGCCGAUCACUCUCACUGGCUCGCGCAACGUUUUCGACAUGGCGCAGAAGAGAGGUGGCUACCUCAUCAGCGUGCUCGCGGCCGAGUUGAUAUAUCUGGACGCGGGGGAGCUCUGCGCAAAUGGCACAGCUGCCAAGCUUCUGGACGUCACUUCCGACGUCCUGACCGGUGAUACCUUCCUCAACGCGCUCUGCAAGAGGGCGAACCUUUGGCACGGCCCUACAGUCGGUACGGCCGCCGCAGACUUGCUCCGUGCGAUCGUCGGCUGUCUCGACACCCUGGGAACACAGAAAGCUCGUAACUUCGUCUUCGCCCUGCUCCAACCUUUCGUCAGUCCGGCUGUCCUAGGAUUCCUGCAGAGUCUCGAGGACCAUGGCAAUACCGCUCGUCCUUUGCAGUCUUCCUUCACAUUCUCGGUCCAACGCGAGCGUAUACCGGAAGAGAUGUCGGCAACGAAAACCUACGGCGUCUUCUCUCUGGGAAACCAAUCGACAUGUCACCGGUAG
This is a messenger RNA of Schizophyllum commune H4-8, 630 nucleotides long. RefSeq lists its product as uncharacterized. Lineage: Eukaryota; Fungi; Basidiomycota; Agaricomycetes; Agaricales; Schizophyllaceae. Bases 1 to 630 code for a protein of 209 amino acids. The transcript has 3 exons. The record is from RefSeq and is a predicted model, not a curated record.